AUGAGUGCUGAGCCUUGGUCGCAACUCACCCCCUUCCCAGCCGAGCAGCAGACGCGCAAGGAGGAGAGAGCCUCAACACUUCCGGUCUCUCCGCUCUGCACGACAGCGAUCGUUUCCCUGUUUGAAUUUGGCGCCCGGCGGUUCGCUGAUGUCACGUGCCAGUCCGGACCAGUGAAACGCAGCAGUAGGCGGGGCAAGGCGGGGCGGACCAAUGGGUGGCUGCUAAGUGGGAUAAGGCUCUGCCUGGCCACCUGUAAGGAGUCCGGUUUGCUUGAGCUGGAAGAGGAGGUGUGCCCACAAUUUGAAACAACUAAGUCAUUGGUUUUGAGUGUGUGUCAGAAGAAGAAACGUGGUUCUCACAAGCCCCAGAAUCAGGAUGCCAAGUAUGGCUUGCUUCAUGCAGAGGGUGCUUGUCAAAGAGCUCUGGCCUGCAAGUUUCCUCCCUUAAUUUUUGAGAAUUCAGAAGUAUGUGCAGUCCAGUCCGCAGAUGCGCUGAGUCACUCAAGGAAGAACACAGAGCAUUCUCACAGCCAGCACAAGAAAGGGACUGCAGCAAAAGCCAACAUCCAGGUGAAUGGUUCUGAGAACUGUAGUGAAACACCAUCGUUACUUGUUUCUCAGCCUGUAGAGCCGGAAGUCUUCAGUGCACUAGAUACGGGGACUCCACAGUUGCCUUGUGUAAGGAACUGGAAAUGCAGCAGCACUCAGCCACAAACCAGUAGUCAUGCUGAGUUAGUGUCCGGUGUCAAUCCCAGUGGGAGGGGACAAUUGGCAGCAACGCUGGUUAUGGAUACUCCUGAGCGUGAGUAUGGAAUGGUCACCUGGAGGCAUCGGCCUCAUCUCCUGAAGUACCUGAGAGACAGAGGGAAGUUGAGUACUGCUGACAUACCGGUGAAAGCAGACCUUGAACUCUAGAAGACAGGAUGACUUGAUUUGGCAAAACAAUUUUAUGUGCAAGGACAUGCUUAAAUACAAAAUGCUCUUUUCAAGAAUAAAGAGGGGCGAUAUCUUACGCCAUACAUUG
Numida meleagris (helmeted guineafowl) is the source of this 1024-nucleotide messenger RNA. RefSeq names its product RAD9-HUS1-RAD1 interacting nuclear orphan 1 (gene RHNO1). The coding region runs from base 1 to 915 and encodes 304 amino acids. The transcript is spliced from 2 exons. NCBI's taxonomy places the organism in Eukaryota, Metazoa, Chordata, Aves, Galliformes, Numididae. Gene Ontology annotation, cellular component: chromosome; nucleus. Gene Ontology annotation, biological process: DNA damage checkpoint signaling; cellular response to ionizing radiation; recombinational repair. The record is from RefSeq and is a predicted model, not a curated record.